AUGUUUGUUCCUUUGCCGGUGCCGUUGGUGUUUCAGAGAACCGCUCCUGAUUUCAGCGCCUGGCGACUCAAGUCUCCGCUGCCUCUGCGCUCCGGUAACUCCGAUAUCAGGAUGUCUAAAGCCGUCGAGGACGACAAGAUGGGAACUGAGCUUCCAGUGGACAGUACAGACUCUGAGAGGAACAGUCCAGAGGCCAGCGAUCAGACCCAGCCGAUGAAAACAAGUCCUUUCUGCCUGUCUCCCGCACCCAGCAACACAAAGGUGAAAGCCGAGGAGGCCGCUGCGAUGACCAGUGUUCACGCUCCUCCACCUCCUCCAGCUCAGCCGGCUCUGCCACACACACAACUCAUGCUGGCAGGCAGUCAGCUCGCAGGGCUGGCCGCUCUCCUUCCUGCACAUCAGCAGCUGUUGUUGCAGCAGGCUCAAGCGCAGCUGUUAGCCGCAGCCAUGCAGCAGUCGAACGCCGCGCAUGCCGCCCACGCAGCCGCGGCGGCCAAUCAGCAGCAGCAGACACAGCAGCAGCAGGCCAAUCAGGCAGCAGCACAAGCCCAGUCUCAAGCCAAACCUGAACAAGCUCCGCCUCCACUUCUGUCACAGCCUAUCCAGCUCACUGCCCAGCAUCAUCUUGACGACAGGCUGUGGUCAUUGCAGAGGGAGAAGAGCAUGGAGAGCGCCGUGAGCUCCGCCCCCUCCUCAGCCCCGCCCACAGUGACCGCUCACCCCGAAGAGCCCAGCGAUCUGGAGGAGCUCGAACAGUUUGCCAGAACCUUCAAACAGAGGAGAAUUAAACUGGGCUUCACACAGGGGGACGUAGGUAUGGCCAUGGGUAAACUCUACGGCAAUGACUUCAGUCAGACCACCAUCUCACGCUUCGAGGCUCUCAACCUCAGCUUCAAGAACAUGUGCAAGCUCAAACCCUUGCUGGAGAAAUGGCUGAACGACGCAGAAACCAUGGCCAUAGACAACAUGCUGCCGAGCCCCAAUUCGCUGUCCUCACCUCUGCUGGGCUUCGAAGGCUUGCCUGGACGCCGCCGAAAGAAACGCACCAGCAUCGAGACCAACGUCCGCAUAGCCCUGGAGCGCAACUUCAUCUCGAACCAGAAGCCUACCUCUGAAGGAAUCCUGCUGAUGGCCGAGCAGCUCAACAUGGAGAAAGAGGUCAUCCGAGUCUGGUUCUGCAACCGGCGGCAGAAAGAGAAGCGUAUAAACCCCAGCAGCGCCACCCCUCCUCUGCCCAAUCAGCCUCCGGCGCAGAUGCACAAAACGCCCUGCUACAGCCCGCACAUGAUGUCCAGUCAGGGACUGGCUCUGGCCGCAACCAGUCUCAGCACAACAGCCGUCAGUCCCACACCUUCUGUGGCCUGCCCUCUCAACCUCAGUGGACAUGCAGCAAUGAGCUCCGCCCCUUCCUCCGUGACUCCGCCUCCUCUCAGCACAGUCAGCCCCACUCCACCCAGUCUCAGCAGCCCUGGCCUGAACACAGGGAGCACAAUGAUGGGUGUAAGCACAGGAAUGAACCAGGCCUUCAUCAGCAGCAACACUCUAGCCACAAUGCAAGCCCUGGCUGCCAGUGGUGGCCAGAUGCACAUUUCCACUCUUGAGGGCAGCGGUCAAAUGUUCCUGGGUGGAGCUGGAGGUCCAGGAGCUGGACUUCGCCCGUCCCUCUUCCUAAACCGCCCCACUUUACUGCCCCUGGCCAGGAGCGCAGGCAUGGGUCUGGUCGGCACCCCCCGGGCUUCUCCGCCUCCUGGCGCCAGUGGCACAAGCCCAGACUCCUGCUCCGUCUCCCCCUGCUCAAGCCCCGCCUCUUUCUGCUCAUUAGGCGAUGCCUCGCCGCCCCCUCUGGGCGGAGCCAUGGCUGAGUGACGCCCACACCAACCUGCUGCACCUGAGGGGAGUCAGAGGGGAAGAAGAAAGAAGACAGACAAGACUCGCCUUUUCAACCAAAGCCAUCUCUCACUCCAUUUCUCUCUUGUGCUCUCUCUCUCUCUCGUUACGUCUUUUAAUGCCAAAAAUACAGAGAAAUGAGCAGAAGAGAACAGGGAUAAGGAGAGAACAGGAUAACGGGGGAAUGUUUAAACCAAAAAAUUGACCUACACAGCGUGGAGAGGUGGCUUCGACGGAGCUACUUUGAGAAUGUACACUUAUUCCUUUCCAAAUGGAAAAAGACAAACCUACAUGAACAGAUGAAUUUGAGGGCAGGGUCGAGAGCCAGAAAACUUUGCGAAGAAACAGCAAGGAAAAAGCAAAACGGGUGGCAACGAA
This is a messenger RNA of Sinocyclocheilus grahami, 2265 nucleotides long. Its product is annotated as POU domain, class 2, transcription factor 2-like. Gene Ontology annotation, biological process: regulation of transcription by RNA polymerase II. Gene Ontology annotation, molecular function: RNA polymerase II cis-regulatory region sequence-specific DNA binding; DNA-binding transcription factor activity, RNA polymerase II-specific. Lineage: Eukaryota; Metazoa; Chordata; Actinopteri; Cypriniformes; Cyprinidae. The record is from RefSeq and is a predicted model, not a curated record. The transcript is spliced from 14 exons. Bases 1 to 1866 code for a protein of 621 amino acids.